CACAACACACAACGUGUCACUUUCUCUCUCUAUCUAAACUUUCUCUCUCUACUACUUUUUUCCAAAAAAACAAAAUAUAUGCUAUUUUAGUUUUAUCCAAAUAAUUAAAAAUUAAAAAGAAACAAAAAAACUGAAAAAUGUUGGAAGCUAGAGACCCUGCGAUCAAGCUUUUUGGGAAGACGAUUCCGGUGCCGGAGAUCUCUUCGGGAUCCGGUGACUCUAACGGAGCUCUAGAUUCAUCUUCUGGUGAUGUUGUUGAUGAAGGUAUCGUUCAGAACCAUGCUUCUUCUGUUAACUCUUUGAAUACAAAUAUGGAUGAAGAAGAGCGAGAAAUUGAUGAGGACACAAUGGAAGAGGAACCGGCCGAGUAUAAGAAGGAAAAAGAUGAAGCUCUAACCGAAUUGUCAAAAAAGAACACUGAUAUAAACACUGCUUCAAGAUUAGUGGAAGAAUCUACUAACCUCUCUGCCGAGGAGGAGCAAAAGAGUAAAGAAGAACAAGCCGAGAAUUCACAAGAUAAGACACUGAAAAAGCCAGACAAAAUACUUCCUUGCCCUCGAUGUAAUAGCAUGGACACCAAAUUCUGCUACUACAAUAAUUACAAUGUCAAUCAGCCGCGUCAUUUCUGUAAGAACUGUCAAAGGUACUGGACUGCUGGUGGAGCCAUGAGAAAUGUGCCUGUUGGCGCCGGUCGUAGGAAGAACAAGAAUCCCGGUUCUCAGUAUCGUCAAAUAACUGUCGCGGAAGCGGCAGUUCAGAAUUCUCAAUCCGACAUACCGAACGGAGUCCAUCAUCCUUCCUUGAACUGUAACGGAACUGUCUUUGCUUUCGGGACUGAUUCACCCUUGUGUGAAUCAAUGGAAUCUGCGCUGAACCUAGCUGAUAAAGGAAUUAGCAUUUCCCCGAAAAACGGAUUUAUUAGACCUGAAGAACUAAGAAUCCAUGUUCCCUAUACUAGUGAAGAAAAGCGCAAUGAUGAUUCGAAUAAAUCUUCUGACGGAUCAACGACCCCGACAGAAAAUGCAACUGCCAACAAUUCUCUAGAACAAGUUAUGCCAAAUUGUCAAAGCUUCCCACCUCAAGUUCCCUACUACCCUGGUGCCCCUUGGCUUUUUCCGUGGAGUCCAGCUCAAUGGAGCUCUCAAGUACAACCACCACCUGCUUUUUUCCCACCAGGAUUUGCCGUGCCGCUCUAUCCUCCACCAGCUUAUUGGGGUUUUACUUUGCCCGGUGCUUGGAACAAUCCAUGGCUAGCACAACCAUCGUCGCCUAAUAGUGCAGCCCUUAACUCCGGUCCUAACUCGCCGACCUUAGGGAAGCAUUCGAGGGAAGAAAGCACGGCCAAACCAAAUGACACAGCAGGUUCUGACGAAGGAAACAAUAAAGAAGAAAAGUCCCUUUGGGUUCCCAAAACAUUGAGGAUUGAUGACUUAGGAGAAGCGGAAAAAAGCUCUAUAUUGACAACUCUAGGGAUUGAAAACAAUAAGACAGACUUGAUUCGCGGGGGAGGUCUUUUCAAAGCAUUUGCAUCAAAGGGUGACAAAAAAGAUGACAUGCAAAACUCAAACUCACCAGUCUUGCAGGCCAAUCCAGCAGCAUUGUCUAGGUCAAAUAAAUUCCGCGAGACCUCAUAAAUAUGUAGCUUAUAAGUUUGUUUUUACUUAAUAGAUACAGCAAGCAGAUGAGCCAAUUGACACGGUAGCUAUGAAACACAGACACAACACUGACAUUGACAUUUGAGAAAACAUCUUUAUUAGUGUUGUGCAAGUGUUGGACACUGGACACAUGCCAAUCUGAAGUCUCGGUACUACGUAGCACAAUGGCGUUCUACAGCUCUUGAAGAAGUUACACGAUCUAAAAACACAUUGGCUCUUCUUUUCUUGUUAGUGUUGAUCUAUGGAAGAAAUUAAGAUGGUUCUUCCCCGCAUUCGCUUUACGGAGAUUCGAGUCUUCUCUUUGCAGAGUGGUUUCACCCCUUAGGUGGCGGCGGCUAGGCAAUUUUUCAUUCUUCCCUCUCAUUUAGAUUGCUUUCUUAGUUCAUGUACAUAUAUGUGACAUAGUGAGACAUAGUUAUUUAUCUUCCAAGAUCUUAGAUGCAUGUAAAUAAGCUUGAGAGUUCAAAUUGCACAUUUUUGUUUAGAUAUAUUGUUUCACUGUUAUCAUUUUGGUGUAAUAAGAUGGAAAUAUUUUAUCA
This is a messenger RNA of Vicia villosa (hairy vetch), 2194 nucleotides long. Its product is annotated as cyclic dof factor 2-like. The transcript is spliced from 2 exons. Gene Ontology annotation, biological process: regulation of DNA-templated transcription. The record is from RefSeq and is a predicted model, not a curated record. Gene Ontology annotation, molecular function: DNA binding; DNA-binding transcription factor activity. Lineage: Eukaryota; Viridiplantae; Streptophyta; Magnoliopsida; Fabales; Fabaceae. Bases 138 to 1634 code for a protein of 498 amino acids.